AUGUCUGCCAAUUAUUCUGCAAUCCCUGCUUCGGCAGUCAAACAUCCCAAACCCUUCAUCGUGCACCAUACCGAUGAACAGUUACGAGAUUUCAAGGCUAAUAUCGAAUCUGCCAAGAUUGGUCCGACUACCUACGAGAAUGUCCAACAGAACCGUCAGUAUGGAGUCACCUGGCAAUGGCUCCGCGAGGCCGUUGCGGUGUGGAAAGAUUUUGACUGGCGUAAGGUAGAGAGCCAAGUUAACAGGUUCCCCAACUUCACGGCUGAAGUUGAUGACAAUGGUGUCUCAUAUACCAUACACUUUAUGGCUCUUUUUUCCAAUCGAGAUGAUGCUAUACCUGUGCUCGCCUUACACGGUUGGCCAGGGUGCUUCCUCGAAUUCCUGCCUAUAUUCUCUCGGCUAUCUGCCAAGUACCGUCCCCAAGAACUCCCAUACCACAUCAUUGUGCCUUCACUCCCGGGAUAUGCAUAUUCAUCAGCGCCACCACUAGACAGGGACUUUCGUCUUGAGAAUGCUGCCAAUAUCCUGGAUACUCUCAUGGUCCAGCUUGGAUUUGAGAAUGGCUAUGUCGUCCAAGGUGGCGACGUCGGAAACAACACAUACCUUGCCCCUACUGUUCAAAGACAUUCAGUAGACGCGACGUUCUCCUGCGUCACUUGCGCCAUGGGCAUCAGGUUCAAGAACAAACCAGACGAUCAAGCCAAAAGUCGUGUUUUCGAUGCGUGGAACGGAAGGCGAAAUGCAAUCGCGAAAGGCCCUGCAAUGGCUGCGUUCGAUCGGGCCAUGGAUGCGAGACAGUCAUUUCUUCCCUCCGAUGCGCAGCAAUUACAAAAACAGGAUGAAUUGAUGACAUCUCAAACGGAAGAAGAGACUUCGCCCUGUCAACACGAGAUGAGAUCUGGGAGCCUGUCACUGGGAGAUUCAACAGGGACCGUCCCCCUACCAACGACAUCUACAGUCCAUCAAGUACAUGGUGCUCAAAUCACCGAUGAAGGUUGCCAAGUUGGCUCUUUUUACAUUCUUGACGAUGAUUCAACUGUCUCUCCAACUAUAGACAUUCCACAACCCUUUAACGUCCUGCCAGUAGAUCCAGCCCAUACAGUCUUUGAAAAUACCUUUGCCCUUUCGCCAUCCUCCAUGCUUCCAGGACAGACCAACUUCCGAACUGGCGGGUUUGACUGGUUGAACUUUGACAUUGGCAACAGUCCUCAAGGUUUCCAACUCGAGAGCUUUUAUAACAGCUACAUACCAGAGUUCUGGUCCUCCAGUACAGCCCCCGAGUCAGGAGCGCCUGGCAGCGGCGAUGUUGGCAAUGGAGUGCAGCACAAGAUGGGCAAUGGGGACUCGAGUCGGGAUUCACAAGACGAAGGACAACCAGACAUGGAACAAAACACGCUUGCGUGGCCUUUUGAUCAGGCGCAUAAGCAAUCUCCUCAUCGUUAUCAGCUUCCCCCUCUUCGCGAUAUUCUCAACGGUUACUGUCCGACAGACAGACCGCGUCCGGUUCAGACGACACUUGUAAAAGGCUUCAUUCAGAUUUUCUCCGAGAAUCCCCUUCCUCAGCUUGAAACUUUACGAGACCCUCAUUCGAUCCAAGCAUUUUGCAGCCUACAGCGUCUCGUUGACUCCUACUUUUCUCGGUUCCAUGAUAUUCAGGCGAUUAUCCACAAACCUACAUGGACCAUGUCGGCUUGCCCGCCUAUUCUUCUCACAGCUAUGGCUUCUGUUGGUGCAUUACUCUCUGAUAGUCAGUCAGAUUACGAGCUCUCAGUAGCACUGAGUGAGAUCUGCUCUACAAUGAUCAACUGGAUGGGCGCCUCGGAUGCUACCAACUAUAGUGAUGUCUCAUAUCUUAACGCGCUCUGUCUUUACCAGAUCUACUCCCUUGGCUCAGGAAAACGACAGCUAUAUCAGAAUGCAGACAGGUCUCGUGGGCUGUUGAUCGGUGGCUUACGCGGGAUCGGUCUUCUAGAUCCUCGCUCUUCUAUCACUCUGAGUCAGGAACACGAGACAUCUCGUGGUUCCGAGGACGACCGUGUUCUCGCAAAUGACUGGAAGACCUGGAUCAAAAUGGAAUCAGGACGACGAGCAGCCUGGGCAGCAUUCGAGUAUGACUGCAGUCUUUGCACUCUCACUAGUCGUCGAGGCAUUGUUGACUUGAGCGAGCUGCCAUCAGAGUUGCCAUGUCCGGAGUCCAUGUGGAAUGCCACCUCAGCACGAGCAUGGUUUGCUCUCAUGUCUCGUCUAGGUCAGGAUGAGUCAAGACCAAACCUAUCAAAGGUGCUAAAGCAGGCACUAGCUGGGAGAGAACUACCAUCGUCAUUGGGAUCCUGGGCCAAGAGGCUCUGUGCGCAGGUAAUUGGGCGGUUACUAUGGGAUCUCUGGCAAAUUGAGGUUGUCGCAAUGCCAGAGUACCUCGGCCUUGGAUCAAUCGUGGCUGCGCACCAAGACACGAAGAGGUCGCUGCUUAAGGGCUUGAAUAACUUGGUUGAAUCUCUAUCUUCGCCAGCAUCGACAAGCGAUCUUACCAGCUAUAAUAUAGCCAGUCUUCUUUGCCACUACUCGCACUUGUGUGCGGCGAAUGGUGUCCUCGACCUCAUCCUGUCCAUUGUGCGAGGCCUCAUCUCAACUGAACCGCGAGUACAUGAUGGAAUCAAGGUAGCCCGCAACCGGCUCAAGUUGACCUUUGCCAGGGACCCGAAAACAGCAAGAAGGCUAUGCUGGCACGCAGCCCAAAUCGUCGCAAUAGCUAAUGAAUACUUGGUGUCUGCCCCUUGCGAGAUUAUGCGAGUCUUUAUGGGUUACAUCUUUAUCAUCGCCUACUCUGCUUAUGGCGAUCAUAGUCAUACUAGAUCAUCGACAAUGGAGGUCACCCAAAGUGUCAGGCUGGAUCUUCAUGAUCAGAAUCUUUCUCACAGAAGAGUCAUUGUUAAGUGGAUUGAGGUCGGAGGACCUGCUAGCACUGGGUCUGUUCCAGAUAUUGGUACUGAUGGGUGCGUCCCUGCCAUCAGCACCGAUGCACAAGAGAUAUUGAAGAAGCUGCAAUGCUGGGGACUGGCUCACAAGUUUACCAAGGUAUUUCAGGUACUAGAAACAAAAGGACUGUAG
Molecule: messenger RNA, 3108 nt
Organism: Fusarium subglutinans
Lineage: Eukaryota; Fungi; Ascomycota; Sordariomycetes; Hypocreales; Nectriaceae
Exons: 6
Coding region: 1-3108 (1035 amino acids)
Biological process (GO): DNA-templated transcription; epoxide metabolic process
Molecular function (GO): DNA binding; epoxide hydrolase activity; zinc ion binding
Source: RefSeq, a predicted model, not a curated record